AUGGGAUUAUUGGACAGUAGUGAGAAUGAAGCAUUGAGAAAGAUGUUUAUGUACAUGAGAUUAUGCACCCACGAUUAUGAGGAAUAUGAAGCGAUGUACGAAAGAGCAGAGGAAUUCGCGCUGGAGAUAUCGAAAAGCAUACUGGUGAACGAUGAAAAAAUAUACAGCGGAUUCGUCGUCCUGGAAGACGGAAGUCACGUGGGAGAAAUAGAAGACGAAGCAUUAGACUCGAUAAUUCAAGAAGGAGUCAGUGACACGAAAGAAAUGCAUAGAAGAUGGUACCUGAGAAAUUUCUUUGGACAGUUCUACCUGAAAACAGCUUCCAGAGCACUUACUGAGCGAUUAAAAAGCUCGUAUUCCGACAGGAAAAUACAACUUACUCCGCAGCAGAAGAAACUAUAUCUUUGCGAGCCUGAAAUGACGCAUUUAGAUGUUCAUUCUUUGCUCCAAGAGAAAGUGGCGACUUCGGAGAUAUCAAUCGAGAAUUUUCAAAGAACGGCAAAGAUCAAAUUCCCGAUUUAUACGAGAAAUGGGCAGCAACUUGCCUAUCGAUUUUAUGUGGAUCAAGGGCUGAAUGAAACAGAGGCAAUCAAUGCGUUCGAUACGUUGUCAAUCGAUGAGCGAGCAUACUGGUACUUUUUAAAAUAUCUACUUGCUUGGUUCCGAAAAGGGCACAACUUAAUCUCCUGCACCGAGCUUUUCUCCCUCAACGAAUUAAUUCUCACAGAGCUCAUUCACCAAUUUAACAGUUCAAAAGGAAAAGGUCGGACAACAAAGAGAUGGCUGACAUUGAGGACGGAGCUGAUCAAGCACUAUGAAAUCCGGGUCACGCGCUUUGAAGCAUUUUUUCGCGCGUUGGAAUACGAAUGCGCCUUGAAAUCAUUGACAGACGCGAAACAACCAAAGCUUGCAGUUAGAUAUGAAGACUUGCAUCUCAACCAACGCAGGAUCAUCUCCUACGCCUUCGAUAAAAUAGCAGAAACGCCAGUAGACGAGCAACCUCAUCUUCUAACUACCCUUGUUUCUUCAAAAGUUCCACAGCCCGCCUGGACCUGUAUUUACUCGACUUUGAACACGUCGAUACAAGAUAUGAACAUGAGCGAGCUCGCCACCGUCGUAAAACGGCUCAAAUGCGACGAUCUUCCAUACGAAAUCGAGAAAAAUGAAGCCGAAAGCAUUCUCAUCGGGGUUUCAGGACUCGUUAAAAUACGGACGAAAAGAAGCAGGAGGCCUAAAAAGUCUGAUUCUGAAGAAUUAGAAAACUUAAUAGAAGCUGAUAGCUGA
Oikopleura dioica is the source of this 1284-nucleotide messenger RNA. Lineage: Eukaryota; Metazoa; Chordata; Appendicularia; Copelata; Oikopleuridae. The record is from the annotation of a GenBank genome assembly.